AAACGUUUCCCAAUUCUUCUUCUACUGUUGAGCCGAUGCAAUCUGUUACAUGCUUUGUCACACUUCCAACGGACACCACCCUUUUCCAGUAAAUCAACUCAGGGUUACAAGUUUUGCUCAAGGGGACACUGAUGGUGGGUCACUUUCCCCGCCCCAAGAGGUGACCGCGGGCUGAAUAAUGUAUUUUUGGCCCUGCGCCAUCCUCCUGGAAACAGCCUAAGUUACAGCACACAACAAAAGCCCACAUUUCACCUGCGUGCCUCACUGCUGGGACACCUGUAGCCACGACACGCAUCGCUAAACGCGUUUUUUGGGGGAAGAGGAAGAACGCAUGAUGCGCAAUUACGCACGGGACUAAAGGAAUUCGACGAGCAGCUUGUCUUUUUUUUUUGUCACUCCUCCAGGGGAUACGCCGUCCAUAGUUUUGGAGUCCUCUCCAUUUACAGGGACGAUAUCUAUGCGCGACGUCAUCAGCGCAGUUAACAGCCUCUCCUCACCUGUCAACUCCGAAGUUCACCGUCCCAGUCCUCUAUGUGCACAGCGCAGGAUGGGAUGCUCCACAAGUUCCCAAACUUCGGCGACAGAGAGCAAUCAACCCGGUGAUAAACCCGACGAGAGCAACGGAGCAAGCACGACAGGAGCAGCCAAUGAGAAUGGGAAAGUAGCCGAGGACAGCGAAACCAUUCCGGACCAGACGCCUGCUGAGGGCGGCGAUGCUAAACCUGCAGACGAGCCCGCUGCAGAUGCUGCAGCUGCAGCGUCUGCAGCGUCUGCAGACAACACCGCUGCAGCUCCACCUGCAGCUGCGGAAGCCCAGCCUGCUGCAGACAGUCCGCCUGCAGAGGCAGCAGCACCUGCAGAGGCUUCGGCGGCGGCUGACGGCGGCGCAGAGCCUGCAGCUGCAGCUCCUGAGCAAGAAAAAGCAGAGGCCACAUCGACCGAUGCAGAGCCCAAAACAGAGGAGGCACCAGCUCCCAGUGAGUGAGGUCCAGCCUGAGCGACUGCACAGAUUAGUGUCUUACCUUGUUCGUUGUUAUGCAUGAGUGAACGUAUGCGCAGGUGUGUGUGUGUUUGCGUGUGAAAGACAUGUUGCCUUGUUGCCAAGAUGCAGACCCUGCGAUAUCCCCGACCAGUCAGGGGUUCCUCAGUCAUCACUGUGCCUUCCUUCCCCCCCCCCGUGAUGGUGUACGUCUUGCAAUUUCUGCUCGUACGAUGUAACUGUAUAUAGACAAGAGAAUCCUACAGUGCAUAGAGGGUGUGUUUUGUUUUCAGAGGAUGUCAGAAUAACUUGAAAUUUCUAUUUAUUAUCCUUAUAGACACAGCAGACUUUCCAAAAAAACAUCAUAAUGUCUUUAACUUUAACCAUUCCGUAGUUUUCUAUAAAAAUUAUAAUUCCAUGAAAAAACCAAAGCCAAAAUGUAUUUGAUUUCUGAAAUUAUAUUCUUUAUGGGUAGCAGGCUUUGAUUUUGUUCUACCAUGUUUGUGAUGAAUAUGCAGAGCUACUAUGCAGAGAGUCCAACUGAUUUUAAACAUUAACAUACGUGUUUCUGAUGAGUGCGAAUGAGAUUGAGAGCAGGCAUGAGACCUUUUGUUUUGCUUCUGAUGUGUCAUGAUUUUUCUCUGGGAAAAACGACCCGAAAUCUGUAAUAAGCUACAAACUGUCACCAAAUAAAAUUUAAAAAAAGACCACCUUAAAAAAACAACAUCUGAUCCAUGUGCUUUCUUUUGUGUCUUAAUGCGGGAUGUUGUCGGGUUUCGGGGUGAGUAACCAUUCAGGAAAAGAGAGAUUUUUACCCAUCAUUUAUUAGUGAGAGCUGCACGUUUAGAAUGUGUUUUAAAUGGCAAUCUGGAACAAAACAAAAAGAUGAGACACGAAAGCUGAAAGAGCACCAAGAGGACCUUGUUUAGAUCCUGAAUCAUAGGCCAUUGUGAGCAGGGAAUGUUAGACUGGUUUUACAAUUCAAUCCAACUUCAUCAUUAUGUUUGGUAUUAAGUGUGUCAGGUAGCCACAAGCCAAAUGCUGGAGAUAAGUGCUGCCUUGUUAUUCAGGGUUUUAGCAUAAUAUGGUAGAACGCUGA
This is a messenger RNA of Acanthopagrus latus (yellowfin seabream), 2078 nucleotides long. Its product is annotated as cytochrome c1-like. Lineage: Eukaryota; Metazoa; Chordata; Actinopteri; Spariformes; Sparidae. The record is from RefSeq and is a predicted model, not a curated record. The coding region runs from base 458 to 985 and encodes 175 amino acids. The transcript is spliced from 4 exons.